Molecule: messenger RNA, 670 nt
Organism: Mercenaria mercenaria
Lineage: Eukaryota; Metazoa; Mollusca; Bivalvia; Venerida; Veneridae
Product: perlucin-like
Exons: 5
Coding region: 93-593 (166 amino acids)
Molecular function (GO): signaling receptor activity
Source: RefSeq, a predicted model, not a curated record
GUCAACGUACUUCAACGUAAUGACCUAAUAUACUGACUUAUCAGUUUCUUAUCAACACAUGACAUUCUAUCCAGUUAGUAAUACUAAAAACAAUGGAACUUAUAUCUUACAUUGUAUUCGCAUUUCUCCUAGUUGUUAGAGUGAGUGGUACAUGUUUGGAUGGCUUUGAACACCAUGGCACCCAGUGUUACAAGAUCGCUGCACUCGAGGCAAGCUGGAUGGAGGCUAAGAUGUAUUGUCGGUUGCUAGGAAGCGAAUUGGCAAUCAUAGAUGAUUCUACGGAGGAAUCAACUGUUGAGGGAAUGUUGACAAAAUUGCACGGAUCGCAUAUUGAUGAAGAUUAUUGGAUAUCUGGUACUGAUAUCAUCAACGAGAAUGACUGGAGAUGGAUGACAAGUGAUGGAACCAGCAUUCCGUUCAACUACACUCACUGGGGGACGGGGAAACCAGACAAUUUGGGAGGUAACGAGAACUGUUUGGUCAUUCAUUUCCGUAAAGGACGUACAUCCUGGAAUGACAACGUUUGUAACGCCCUCCAUAGCUUUAUAUGCGAAACAAGAUAUUACACGGAAACUGGUGAAAUAGUUGGAUGAAUAGGACUGCAAGUUACUCGUUCAAACAACUGUAAUUUAUUUAAAACUAAUUUACAAGAAUAAACGUGAAAAGUUGA